UUUCUGUCCUCCUAUUGGUUUCAUGUCACUUUCGUUUCCGACGCCCCGGUCUGAGGCUCUGAGCUUACCCCGACCAACCGUAAAAUCCAAAGAAAAGAAAGAACUAAGAUCAUAGAGACAUCUCUUCUAAUCUAAACUGUUUUCUAUAUAGAACCCUAAAGUUUUUUCAGAUCCGAAGAAGUAGGUAUAUAGUUGGAGCGAUCGCAUAUCUGAGGAAUCUGUCGCCAUGAAUUCAAGAGGAAGGUUUGGUCCUGGCCCUCCUGGGACCAUGCACGGUCGUGGGUAUCCAUACGUUCAACCGAAUUACGUUCAGAGAAAUCCUUUGCAAUCGAAUCUACAGCAUAUUUCUCAACAACAAUGGCCUCGACACAACCAGCCCGAAGCCGAAACGGCUUCCAUAGACGAUAUAAAUCCGAAGGAGGAAGAAAAAAGGGUUCAAUCCGAAGGCAUCGACUUAAGUUCACAAAAUUGGAAGGCUCAAAUGAAACUUCCGGCCCCUGAUUCCCGUUACAAGACAGAGGAUGUUACGGCUACCAAAGGAAAUGAGUUUGAGGACUACUUUCUUAAACGGGAACUGCUUAUGGGCAUAUAUGAAAAGGGUUUUGAGAGACCUUCUCCAAUCCAGGAGGAAAGUAUCCCAAUAGCGCUGACUGGAAGUGAUAUUCUUGCUAGAGCCAAAAAUGGAACAGGGAAGACUGCUGCAUUUUGCAUUCCUGCACUGGAAAAGAUUGAUCAAAAUAAAAAUUCCAUCCAAGUGGUUAUUUUGGUCCCUACUCGGGAGUUGGCACUUCAAACCUCACAAGUAUGCAAAGAGCUCGGCAAGCAUUUGAAAAUUCAAGUGAUGGUAACCACUGGUGGAACUAGCUUAAAGGAUGAUAUCAUGCGUUUGUACCAGCCAGUUCAUUUACUUGUGGGAACCCCAGGUAGAAUACUUGACCUUGUGAAGAAGGGGGUUUGCAUCCUGAAAGACUGUUCAAUGCUUGUCAUGGAUGAGGCUGAUAAGCUUCUGUCUCAAGAGUUUCAACCUUUGGUGGAGCACUUGAUCACUUUUCUCCCUGUGAAUCGCCAAAUUUUGUUAUUUUCUGCAACAUUCCCGGUGACUGUCAAGUCUUUCAAAGAGAAGUUUCUGCCGAGACCUUAUAUCAUCAAUCUCAUGGAUGAGCUGACACUCAAGGGUAUAACUCAGUAUUAUGCAUUUGUAGAGGAAAGACAGAAAGUCCAUUGUCUCAAUACUCUUUUCUCUAAGCUCCAAAUAAACCAGUCUAUAAUUUUUUGUAACUCGGUGAAUCGGGUGGAGUUGUUGGCAAAGAAAAUCACUGAGCUGGGGUACUCAUGCUUCUACAUUCAUGCUAAAAUGCUCCAAUCUCAUCGAAAUCGAGUUUUCCACGACUUCCGUAAUGGUGCUUGCAGAAAUCUUGUCUGCUCAGAUCUAUUCACUCGGGGUAUUGAUAUCCAGGCAGUUAAUGUUGUCAUCAACUUUGAUUUCCCAAAGAAUUCUGAAACUUACUUGCACAGAGUGGGUCGAUCUGGAAGGUUUGGCCACCUUGGCCUGGCUAUAAGUUUAAUCACAUUUGAGGACCGGUUUAACCUAUAUAGGAUUGAGCAAGAACUUAGAACUGAAAUCAAGCAAAUUCCCCCACAAAUUGACCAAGCUAUUUACUGCAAGUAAUGUAGUGGACUUGGAUGAUGAGGAUCAUGGUUCAUAAAAAUGGAGUAUUUGCAAUGCAAAGUUCAGUCAAAGCAGUGUUCAGACAGCACUGGAACAGAUGAAGUUAUGACCAACCACCAUUGGGUUCUUAGAGAUUAGGAUCUAUGGAACAUCUCAACUGUGCUUCGUGUACAAAUUGCCUAUGCUCUUUUUGAAUUGUAACUUAUGCAGUGUUCAGCGCCCCACCACCCCAUCACCACCCAAAAAAAAAAAAAAAGAGUUAGAAACAUAAUGUAGUGUUUAUGGAACUGAAACCAUGGAAUCAGCAAGACAUUUAGUUUUUUUGUACUUCAUAGGUUUCUAUUACAUCACAAUUUUGCACCCGAGUGUUAUAAUGUUGGUUUGCAAUUUUUUUUAUGCAUAGAAAUGUAAAAGACAUGGAGCUGGAAAGACCAUAUCAAAGGUUUUUUUUUUUUUUUU
Macadamia integrifolia is the source of this 2128-nucleotide messenger RNA. RefSeq names its product DEAD-box ATP-dependent RNA helicase 6-like. Gene Ontology annotation, molecular function: ATP binding; RNA helicase activity; mRNA binding. The coding region runs from base 227 to 1669 and encodes 480 amino acids. Gene Ontology annotation, cellular component: P-body; cytoplasmic stress granule. Gene Ontology annotation, biological process: P-body assembly; cytoplasmic stress granule assembly. Lineage: Eukaryota; Viridiplantae; Streptophyta; Magnoliopsida; Proteales; Proteaceae. The transcript is spliced from 10 exons. The record is from RefSeq and is a predicted model, not a curated record.